This is a messenger RNA of Hipposideros armiger (great roundleaf bat), 2502 nucleotides long. RefSeq names its product coiled-coil domain containing 38 (gene CCDC38). Gene Ontology annotation, cellular component: centrosome. The transcript has 16 exons. The coding region runs from base 45 to 1820 and encodes 591 amino acids. The record is from RefSeq and is a predicted model, not a curated record. Lineage: Eukaryota; Metazoa; Chordata; Mammalia; Chiroptera; Hipposideridae.
AAAACGGCUCCUAGAUCCAAACUCGUUGAGGGCCAGGAGACAAAAUGUCACCACAUUUUUCACCGAUGCCAUUGACCCCUGAAGAUAAAGUAAAAGAUGACUCCCUCAAAAAGGAGAGGCCAUAUAGGGUCUUUUUUAAAGAUCUCUUUCUUGACAAAGAAGAUGAAAUGACAAAGAAAAAGGAAAAUUUUUUGAACCGCAGCAUGAAAGUCCACCAAAAGUCUACUUUCUCGUCCCGAAUGAAGAGUCGUUCACACCUGAGCCAAAUAGUAUUCUACUCUGACACAGCUGGUGACUCACUUGAAAAAUUUGAGCUAGAUCCCACUCUUAUUCUCAGGUUAACAGAAGGUGCAGACACAAAAAAGACUGUCCAGGAAUUCAUUAAUGACCAAAGAAACAGGUUUCUGCUUGAGUAUGCUCUGUCAACCAAAAGAAAUACAAUCUCAAAGUUUGAUAAAUACAUAGCAACAAAGGAACGGCAACUCCUGAAAGCAGAAACAAAGCUCCAAGAAGAUGCAAUUGCCUUUGAAGAGUUCCUUCGAGAAAAUGACCAGAGAUCUGCAGAUGCCCUUAAAAUUGCAGCACAAGAGACUAUAAACAAACUCCAAAUGACUGCAGAGCUAAAGAAAGCGAGUAUGGAGGUACAGGCAGUGAAAAGUGAAAUAUCAAAAACAGAAUUCCUCCUCAGGGAGUACAUGAAAUAUGGAUUUUUUCUGCUGAAAUUGUCUCCAAAACAUUGGCAAAUCCAGCAAGCGCUGAAAAAGGCGAAGGUAUCAAAGAGUAAAGAAAAUGUGAAUGUCACUCUUUCAAAAGAAUUAACAAAAUUAAAUACAAAGAAAAAAGAGAGCAGUGGUGAGGGCACCAGGGGGGCAUCAUUUUUAGAAGACCAUCCUCUGGGAAGAGGGAGCCCAGGAAAACCAUCCAGGAAGCCCAGUGUCAUCCUAGAGCCUAAGAAAUCAUCCUUAUCAAAGUACAGUACAUUCUUAAUUAGCUCUCUUGGAAACUGUGACUGUCUUUUAGCAAAUAUCUCUUUUAGCCUUUCUUCAAUCCGAUCUGAAAGUACAAGCUCAAAAGACAGUUUGGAAUUCUUUUUAGAUGAGGAUACGGACUGUGAUCUGGAGCCAGAGCUUUAUUUCAAAGAGCCAGAGGAGUUACUUCAAAUCUUCACAGAGCUGGAAGAGCAGAAUCUUACUUUGGUACAAUAUUCCCAAGAUGUAGAUGAAAACCUUGAAGAUGUGAAUAAAAGAGAAAAACUUAUACAGGAUAAAAUAAAUAGCAGCAUAGAAUUUCUUUUGGAGCAAAAGGAAAUGCUUAAGGCCAACUGUGAGCGAGAAGAGGAAAAAGCAGCAGAACUGGAAUUAAGGUCCAGGCUAUUUAGUUUUGGACAAUUUAAUUCAGAUGCCCAGGAAAAACUGAUAGACUCUCUUAGUAAAAAAAUUAAUCAAGUAUACAAAGUCUGCAUUGGAGAUGGUGAUGUUGGCAGCCUCGACCCUGUUCAGAAGCUGGUAAAAGUCGAGUCUCGCCUGGUGGAACUGAGUGAUCUCAUUGAAACCGUUCCCAAAGAAAAUGUGGAGGCAAUUGAGAGAAUAAAACAGAAAGAACGACGGCAAAAGGUGCGUGAGGAGAAAAUGAAAGAAAAACAAAAACACCAGGAGGAAAGGCUAAAAGCUGCUCUGGAAAGAGCAGUAGCGCAACCGAAGAAAAAGCUGGGAAGACGACUUGUCUGUCGUUCAAAACCUCCAUCCAGUGACAAACAUCAACUACUUUCAAUCAAGGAUACAAAAACACAAUCAGUAGAGGAUGAAUAUUUUUUCACUUGAAUAGAAACUGUCAUGUGUUAGGCAUAUUUUGUAGAUUUUGGUUUUCAAUAAUGGCAAUAUUCUGCCCUAUAUGCUGGCCUACCCAAUUUGAAGAAGAGAGACCCUUGUUUUAAAGGUUGUAAGACUGGGGAGUGAUUUUGUUGUUGAAGCCUUUUAUUAUCCAUAUUUUAAGUAUUAUUCUAAACGUUAUAUAUCUAUACUUUGAGUUGUCCCAGCUGGGGAUUCGCAUCCAAACUCUACUGAUAUAACUACAUGGUGAACGAUCACUAAAUUGUAGCAGUGGCAUUCUCUGUCAACAUCAGACUUUAAAUGAUCCACGUUUUCAACCAGUCCACAGGAAAGUUCACAGUAUACAUUUUAUCACUGUGGAGUACAGAUUUUAAUGUUCAACUCUAAUAUAUCUCAAGGGUUUUUGAGAAGUUUAAAACUGAAAUGAAAACCACUAGGUUAUUUUCUCAGAACAUAACUGUAAGACUGGUUUUUAACUCACAUUAAGGAGUUCUGCUCAGAAAACUUCAUUCUCUUAAGUGAACAAACCAAGUCUUCAGCCUAAAUAUCAGUUUAUAAUUUCUGUUGUGUUCUAUAUCCAUAAUCAUUUUAAUUUUCAGGUGAUGUUUCAAUUUUAGCUAUAAUAUGUAUACAUUGUUUAGCUUACACUGAUAUAUUAAUAUGUAAUUUGUCA